Phyllostomus hastatus (greater spear-nosed bat) is the source of this 3435-nucleotide messenger RNA. RefSeq names its product pleckstrin homology domain containing O2 (gene PLEKHO2). The transcript has 6 exons. Bases 111 to 1616 code for a protein of 501 amino acids. The record is from RefSeq and is a predicted model, not a curated record. Lineage: Eukaryota; Metazoa; Chordata; Mammalia; Chiroptera; Phyllostomidae. Gene Ontology annotation, biological process: macrophage apoptotic process.
AGAACGCUGAGAGCCGCCGCCCGGCGGGCGUGGAUGGAGCUGGCGGAGCCCGCGGGGCGCUGGGAGUGAGCGGCGGAGCGGCCGAUCGGCUGGACCUCAGCGGACUCGCCAUGGAGGAGGAGGGUGUGAAGGUGGGGGGCGAGAAGCCUCGGGGAGCGCGGACGGCGGACAAGGCUGGCUGGAUCAAGAAGAGCAGCGGGGGCCUCCUGGGGCUCUGGAAAGACCGCUAUCUGCUCCUCUGCCAGGCCCAGCUGCUGGUCUACGAGAACGAGGACGAGCAGAAGUGUGUGGAGACAGUGGAGCUGGGCAGCUAUGAGAAGUGCCAGGACCUUCGUGCCCUCCUCAAGCGGAAACACCGAUUCAUCCUGCUGCGCUCCCCAGGGAACAAGGUCAGCGACAUCAAAUUCCAAGCACCCAGUGGGGAGGAGAAGGAAUCCUGGAUCAAAGCCCUCAAUGAAGGAAUCAGCCGAGGCAAGAACAAGGCUUUCGAUGAGGUAAAGGUGGACAAGAGCUGUGCCCUGGAACAUGUGACUCGGGACCGAGUGCGUGGGGGACAGCGGCGCCGGCCACCUACAAGAAUCCACCUGAAGGAGGUAGCCAAUGCAGCCUCUGACGGACUUACACGCUUGGACCUUGAUGUUCUGGACAGCAGGCCACCGGCGUUCACUCCCAGCAACGACGUGAGUCCGGCCCAGCCCCGGGAGAUACCCCGGCCCCCCCUGCCUCCUACCAAGCCUUCCCCAGUGCCCGAGAUGGCCAUCCUUGGUGACAGAUUGGAAGCCCCUGUCGGGGAGAGAGCACCAACCCCUGUCUCAGCAAGCUCUGAGGCUCACCCUGAGGGCCAAGAGGACUCAGAGACCACAGUGGGGGAGGACAGUUUCCCUGAGCAGCUCUCCACCAAGGUCCUGCCUGAGAAACUGAAGGUGAGCUGGGAGAACCCCAGCUCCGAGGAGCCCCCUGACCCCGAGAGUGCAGAACCACCCCCGGUGCCCCACUCUGAGACUUCUGAGGCUUCGACCAAGGAGGGUGGGAAGCCCCCUACGCCCCCACCCAAGAUCUUAUCGAAGAAACUGAGAGCCUCCAUGAUUGGGGUGGAGGCUUCAGGGCUGGCCCAGAGUCCGGAGGCCUCUGAGACCUUGGCCCCAGGCCCAGCACAGGUCUCAGUGAAUGGAGUGGAUGACGGGCCUGAGCCUGACAAGCCGUCCCAGGCCGAGGACACCCCAGGAACUCCCCCACAGAAUGCAACGACGUCUACAGCACUGUUCCCCAGGGACCAGUCUCCUCCGUUCCAUCCCCGCUGCUCUUCCAUGGGGGACUUGCUUGGGGAAGGCCCCCAGCAUCCACGGCAGCCUAGGGGACGGCUGUACCGGGCCCAGCUGGAGGUGCAGGUGGCCUCUGAACAGACGGAGAAACUGUUGAACAAGGUGCUGGCCAGUGAGCCGGCCCCGGUGAGCGCUGAGACGUUGCUCAGCCAGGCUGUGGAGCAGCUGAGGCAGGCCACCCAGGUCCUGCAGGACAUGCGAGAUCUGGGAGAGCUGAGCCAUGCCCAGGAAGCACCUGGGCUACAGGAGAAGCGGAAGGAGCUGGUGACCCUCUACAGGAGAAGUGCACCCUAGGGCCUCCCAGGCCAGGUCAUGGUCCCUCCUGGCUGGCCCUGUCCACCAAAGCCCAGCCCUGCUGAGAAAUGUGCUUCUGCUCCGGCUGUUGAAGGGCUAUCGGCCAUGUCAGGGUUUGGCCAGGACCUCCAGAGGCUCCUGGUACCCUUCCUGCCCUGCCUGGGCCAGUGGUGCCUGUGGUGCCAGGUGCCACCCAGGCUGCUGUCUGGCUGCCUGGCCUGGCCUCUGGGCUCUGGCUUGGGCUGGGAGCACACACUCAGGACUUCUGUGCUUGCGUGGUUGUUCCGAACAACUGACCCAUGGCUGUGGCACAGCUCUGGGGGUUCUGGGGGUGGCAUUAUCUCUGCUUCUCUCCCCCAGUAGUUUACAUUCCUGACUCCAGAAUAGAGCGUGGGUGAGCCCCCACAGCCUCUGUGUCCAGAUGUCCUUCGGCAGAGAGCCUCGUGGCAAAGGCGGCUCCAGUUCGUAACCGACCCUCCCACCCACCUGUCCCCAGUAGCUGCUGAGGCCUCGAGUCUAGGCGGCAGAUUCCUCCCUCAGCUGAGACCUGGAACCCAGCAGUGGCCUCUGGGGGCAGGUUGGAGGCCUCUGUGUGAGAAAGCCAUGUGCCGCGUGGCCCCUCCUUGGGCCUUCCUAUUCUGCAGCCUUGCCCUCUGCUGAGCUGUGCCUGGAGGACUCCAGGGUGGAGGAGGAACUUGAAAGUUCUCCUAGUCUAGCUCCUGCCUCUGGACCAACUUGUGUCCAGCUUUGCACAUUCCUAUAGAGGUGGACUCCGAAAUGGCCUGCCGUCAACAUCUGAAAAUCCUGUAUGUAAUUCGUUAUCAGUCAGCCUUCAGAAGAGAAGCCAGCCCAACUUCUGUGCCUCCCCAGAUGGAAUUUGUGUCUGGGUCCCUAGUUCCUCCACAGCCCAAACAGGUCCAAUAGUGCAGUCCUUCCUUUUAAUGCUGAGGGGCUGUGUUGGCACCUGGAACUGCAUCCCCACUUCCCCACACACCACCUCUCUGGCUCAGGCCCUAGACAGACCGCUCCUCCCGAAGUUUCUGAUGGAAGGAGCGUUUUCUCCCGGCCUGUGCCGGCACCCCGGGCCUCCCGCUUGCCCCUCACCCCACCCUUCCCAAUCACCCCCGGCUCCCAGAGCCCACCCUGUCUUUGUCCUGCUGCCACAGCCGGACUGAGGGCAGACCCUGGGGGCACGAAGGCCCAGAGGGCCGCAGCCACUCUCCCUGGCGGGAGUGGGAGCAGCUCGACAGGCUUGCUCAGGGGGUUUCUGCAUGUGCACUUUCGUUUACUGAGGGAGGAGAGGGAAGGGUCUGGCCUUUCUGCCUACUGCCCCACCCCCGCCCCCCGUUGUGCCCGCCGCAGCCUGUACUGGGCGGGUGUGGGUGUGAGCAGAAGUGCCGUGGCUCGUGAGCCCCCACAGAUCUCCCCAAACCACACUCCUUGGAUACACUAGGCUCCCAUGCCACUGCCUGCCUGGCCCUCCAUCUGUCUCCAGGACAAGAGCAAGAACGGCAUCGAGUGCCCACAAUCUUGUGGCCCCUGGGCUCUCACUUUGGGGAACAGACCUCCUCUGAUAAGUGACCAGGCUGAGGGAGUAGCUCUGGGGCAGCCUCAGUGGCCUAAUGCCACUGGUCCUUGUGGGGUCUCCAUGCCCGGGCAGCCUGGACCCCAAGGGGGAAGCCAACUUCCAGAGGGCGGAGGGGACGAGGGUGGGGAAUAUGCAGAGGCUGCCUUGCCUGCCUCCUGGAGGAUGGCAUUCCACGUCUUCUGCUUAUGAAGCGCCUUCUUGAUGUUUGGUAAUAAAUCCCUUUUUAUGGAA